This is a messenger RNA of Symbiodinium necroappetens, 420 nucleotides long. Lineage: Eukaryota; Dinophyceae; Suessiales; Symbiodiniaceae. The record is from the annotation of a GenBank genome assembly.
AUGGCUAUAAGCGGCAAGGAGGAGCACGAGGAGAGCGAUGAGGCCGCCCAGGGCCGACCGGAGGCCGGCUUCAAGGGCGCCAACGGCAUCUUCAUCGACUACAUGUCCCGCAAUGCUCGCAGCAAGCACCCAAUGAUGCGAUGGCUCCUGGCAGACCAGGCGUCCAGGCAGAAGAUGGCCCAGCAGGUCUCCAAGGGAGAGGUCGGCAAGAAGACGCUCCGGAGCUACAAGGAUGCCAGGGAUCUGGUGAACUUUGAAAGGCUGGAGUGGAAUCUGAUGGACUUACUGACGAAGUUCUGGAAGUCGAAGAAACAUCCUCUCUGGGUGACUCCGCCAGAUGCUCUGCAGCAGAUCGUGCGACGCAUCUACAUGCAGCACAGCAUGGAGCUGGCAGCUCAGCUGUCGAAGCCGCGCAAGUGA